Molecule: messenger RNA, 1050 nt
Organism: Dictyostelium purpureum
Lineage: Eukaryota; Evosea; Eumycetozoa; Dictyosteliales; Dictyosteliaceae
Exons: 2
Source: RefSeq, a predicted model, not a curated record
AAUAAUAAUAAUAAUAACAAUAGUUUUGCUUCAUAUAAAAAAUCAAUAAAUGAUAAUAUAAAUAUUAAUGUCGAAAAGAAAAUAACCAAGAAAUUAAAGAAAAAGAGUAGAAGCAAUUCACAAAAGUUUUGGAGGUUAAUUGGAAUACUGUUAAAUAUUAUAGGCAUAUCAUUAUUGGUUUUUACAAUUUUUAUUGGUCUUCGUAUUGACGAUUUCAUAGAUUGGAACUAUUGGGUUUUGUUUGUACCAGUUUAUGUAGUUUUGGCAACAGGUUAUUUUGCAACCAAUUCAAGAAUUCUUUCAAAUUUGGUAUCAUGGUUGGUUAGGUUAUCUUAUCGUGUUUCAGUAGUUGGAUCAUCUUUUUUUGUGGUGUUUGCAAUUUUAAGAUUGAAAUACUCUCUGUUUAGGUUCUCCAUAAUGAUGAUUCCAUUACUACUCACCUCUGGUUUCACUUUAUUGCUUGGUUUAUAUGCUGUUAUUUUUGGUGCUUGUGUAAAGGAUAAACCCCAAACCAAAACAAAGUAUUUUGUCAAUGGGUAUCCACUGUUCUUUUUGGGUUUAAUGAUGACGCCGGCCUGUCUGAUGAUUGCUUUAAAGCUGGAUAACUAUAGCGAUAUGAAAUGGGCAGUUUGUUUUGUUCCUUUGUUCAUUGGCGAUAUAGUUGCAUCUUGCUUCUCUUUCUUCUUAUUUAUUUUCAGUCUCGGUUCUAAAGAUACCGCUACAUUUUCAAUUGGUCAAAUUUUAUCCAUAUUAAUUCUAACCAUUUGUUCAGUUGUUUUUAAAAUUUUAUUGGUUUUAAAACUGGAUCAAAGUUAUUCGUUUAAAGGCAUUUUUAUCUUUAUACCAGCAUUCAUUGGUGAAUUGGUAGUUAUUUUUUGUGGUUUUAAUCUCUUUCUUAAACCACCUCAAACCAACGUACUCGAAUCAACAGGAAAUGACGAUGAAUCAUCACUACUUAUAAAGGAAGAUGAUGAAAGCGAUGAAGAGGACGAAAUCGAAAACGAAAAUGAAAAUGAAAAUGAAAAUGAAAAUGAAAAAUCACUCAAAGAU